Molecule: messenger RNA, 6845 nt
Organism: Salmo salar (Atlantic salmon)
Lineage: Eukaryota; Metazoa; Chordata; Actinopteri; Salmoniformes; Salmonidae
Source: RefSeq, a predicted model, not a curated record
CUGAUUAACGAACGGAUUCAUGAUCCACCACUGCAGUCCAGUGUCCAAUCUGGGUCUUCACGAUUGUAUAAAAAGCAAAUGUAGGGUAAACUCUAGUAUAAUUUGUCAACGUGGUGGGUUAUUUGAGAGGAUCCCCUAGCUGUCAUAACAACAGAAAACAUGAGGCCCCGGCACUGAUCCCAGGACAGGGUUAAUGAAAAUGAAGGCGUCCUUUCUGCCACAACAGUUAACAGGGAAGCUCUCCAACAGGGAUAUCAAGUGUCUGCUGGCCAGGCAGGUAGGUACAGUAAGCCUAAGGACAAGGAAUCACAAGGGACUGGGAGGAUAGGACGGACUCACAGAGGGUUUGAGGGAUUGCUUAGGGAUUGCAUGUGUGGUGACAAAAAGUGCUUUCUCCCCCCUUUUACCUCUCCCCAGGUCUCUCUGACAGGGGGCAAAAUCCAGUUUCAGAGCUUUGCUCUGUAAAGUGGAUCAGCAAGGCUUUGGGUGGAGUGCUGUGGUAACAGCAGGUAGAUAGAAUGUGGUUGGAAAAAAAUGGCUUUAGUUCCACAAUUGUACAUGUAAAUUGUGCUUUGAGGACAAUCCGUGGGUGCAUUUCUCGCUCAAGGCGGAAUGCCUUGCUUUUGUCAGUGUCUUUCAUGCUUAUUUCUCAAGGGCAAUUAAUCAUUAUUUUCAUUUUUGUGAGUGGCAGACAAUAUGUUGUUCUAAUAAUCUUUUCAAAGUGUGAAUAUUUUUACCAGUCUGUUUCCCAUUUCCACCCAUGGUUUCUGUUUCUCAGAGUCCCGGUCCUCUCGUGACAAUUAUCAGGUCCUCUCAGUGAGCGGGGACAGUGUGACAGGAGGCUACAGAGGCGUAAGUGACAUUUUGGGCGAGUUUCACAGCAGUUGCGUGGUCACUCUGGCAGCGUCGGCGCCGGCAACAGAUUAGUGUCCAAUCAGAGUGGAUUUGAUGUUUCCUGACAGCACAUGAGACAGCAGUGAGAUCUGUAUUCAUUUCAAUUACCCGCCUGCCUGCCUUCCCCCUCCCUGAGGGAUACUAGCGGUGUGGUGUGAAUCUCCUCUUGCUCAAUGAACGAGACCCAGCCGGCCCUGCAACUCAUUGACGACCCAAUCAAGUGAUCAGUCCAAGGUAAGUGUCCCGGGCAACGGAUGUGGAUGAAGAUGGGCCCCCUCGUAAAUGGACAGAAUAAUCAGAGAUAUGUUUUAUCUGGUUCACGUGACGUCACGAUGGGCAGUAGAAUUAAUCAGGCUUUAUAUAGACGGUAAUCCCUCAUAGCAAUCGCCAGAGCGACUAAAGUGUCCCAGAGUAGGGGAAGGAUAAAACCCUACUGGAUUAUUACAAGCCCCUGCCUACGACCCUCUCCCAUCCCACCCCCUCUAAUAUUCCCUCCUUUCUAGUUUUUUCCUCCUCUCACCGCGUCGGGUAGCCUACACAGUUGGUGGCCAGCACAAGCACGGACCCUGUCAUUGUGGUUCAGUGGAGUAGCUGCUGCUGCCUUUGCAACAUUUGCACAGUGUGUGUGUGUGUGUGUGUGUGUGUGUGUGUGUGUGUGUGUGUGUGUGGUGUCCUCUAUCCCUUCUCACCACCAGCAAUAAUAUUUCCAGAGAUGAAUUAUUCAAGGAUUGCCUGUCAAGGGGGAGCCACCUGAUAGCAAGGACCUCAGGAGAGCCAAAAACCUUACAGCUGGAUAUCAGGUGAAACGAUACACCCCACUGCUUCAUCUCUUUCUCCUCCGUCCUCCCUCCUUCAUUUCCACUCUUUUGAUGUAAAGUGUAACUGAACACUUGAAAGAAAACACCAACUACUCCUGCUUGUUUUUUUUCCUCUGUAAAGCUGUCUUCUGUUUUUUUCUCUCCAAUGCUCGUCACCAGCAAGCAGUUGAAUAUCGGUCGCUCCCACAGUUGGGACACCCUGGGGGGGAAUGAGGGGCAGUGGGCCGGGGGAGAAAGCGUUUACGACCACCAAGGCAGGAUUGCGGGCCGACGCAACUCGCUGUCUUACAGAGGAGUUUACCACGAGCCACCUCCUGGGGUGCGUCCUCCUGACCUGGAUCUGAAACGAGACCCCUACUCCUACCAGGACUCUCUGUACAGCCAGCAGGGCUACGCUGCUGAUCCCCGGGAAAUGAGAAAGGGCUCAGUCCCUGAGCUAAACCACUACGACCGUCCAACCAUGGCUCAUAGUCACCAAGGAUCCAUCGUCUCCCAGGAAUAUUAUCCCCAUGACCCUGCUAUGGCUCCCCGACCACCGGAGGAUCCCCGGGGCUUCUACCGGGUGGAGCAGCAGCCACAGCCUCACCCGCUCAACAGAUCCCCGUCCCACUAUGGGAUGAACCCAGUGGGACGGCUGCCAUGGGACCAGGGACAGGGAGGGAGGCCCGGACCUCCGGGUCCUUCAUCGGCUUCUCCUCUUCCUCCUCCCCCUCCUCCGCCAACUGCCCAUGGCAUGAACCAGGUUUACAGUCAGCCUGCAGCUGUAGCUGCCGCUGCCAAGAUGAUGCCAGAUGGCCAGCGCUCUCCUGCUCACUAUGGGAUGGAACAACCAUCUUCGCCUCGGUACGCAUCUGAGCCACCCCAUCUAGCUGGACAGCCGGUCUACACCGACAUCAACGGCCGUCCCCUGGACCAUCGGCAGCAGCAGCCCGCAGCCACCUGCCUGGUGGUGGACCCUAACACUCAGGGGCUGGACGGGAGCAUGCAACAACGAGGUAUGAUGAUGAGGCAGGAUUGCACCUCGCCCUACGGAGUACAACAGCCUCCACAGCCCAACAUGCAGGUCUACAACCCCAACCCACCUCUCGCUGCUCCUGCCCCUCUUCCUCCCCCACCAGCCCCUGUAGCCCUCCCCCCUCCACCUCCCACAGCCCCCCAGACGCCUGCAGACCCAAAGAGGAACGCCGACCCAGAGUUCCUGGCUCUGCUUCGCAAUGAGGGUCUCUCGGAGAGUACCAUCUCCUCACUCAUCCAGCAGGGCUUUGACACAACCGGCAUGCUGGCAGUCAUGGAAGAGAAUGACGUGCGCUCUGUGGCUCCCAACUUAGGGCAGGCGCGGGUGCUGUCGCGGGUAGCCAUCAGUGUCAAGAGGCCCUUGGAGCCUACGCCCACGUCCCAGCAACAGGCCCCCAUGCGGGGCCGCUCCAACAGUUUCAGCCACCGCUCUGACAUGUACCUCCAGCAGCAGCAGCAGCAGCACCAACAUCAUCAACAGGCCAUGGCAAUGGGCGUGGAUCCACGGCUGAUGCCACCACAGACCCCCGGUGUCAUGCAGACCAUCUCCCCCGCGAUGGCAGAGGCCAUGGCCAGGAGGCCCAACAGUGCUCCCUCUCAGCACCUCCUAGAAACCACCCAGGGCUACCCAGGACCUCGUACCCCGGGGCCCUACAGUGGCGCCAUGGUCCCUGUCCAGUCCCGGCCCGUGUCUGCAUACUCCCAACACCCGGGUGUCCCUAUGCAUCCGGGCAUGCAGAUGAUGGCUGCCUUGCCCCAGCACCAGCAGAUGUCAGGGGCUGCAAUGCAAGCCAUGCAACAACAGCAGAUGCCAGUGUCCAUGCCUGCCCUGCCGCCGCCUCAGCAGGCCCCAAAGGCGUACUCCACCAACUACACAGUGCCCAUGGAGCUGAUGAAGCGGGACCGCAGCCUGCAACCCAUGUCGCCCAUGCACAGCCCCCACCUCAGCCCUCAGAUGAUGCGCAAGGCUGGGGGCACCCCGUCUGAUGGCGCCAUGAUGCCCGUGGGUACCACCAUGCAGAGCCAGAGUGCUAUGGCCGCCAACCAGAAGCUUAGCCGCCGUACAGGCCCACCUGUCAUCGUCUCCACCAUGGCAUCACCAGAUACAAGUAUCCGGCCCCAGAUCAUGAAUGGGCCGAUGCACCCUCGCCCCCUAGUGGCCCUGUUAGAUGGGCGUGACUGUACAGUAGAGAUGCCCAUCCUCAAAGACCUGGCCACUGUCGCCUUCUGUGACGCCCAGUCCACACAGGAGAUCCAUGAGAAGGUGCUGAACGAGGCAGUAGGGGCCAUGAUGUACCACACCAUCACCUUGACCAGAGAAGACCUGGAGAAAUUCAAGGCUCUACGCAUCAUCAUCCGCAUCGGCAGCGGCUACGACAACAUCGACAUCAAGGCGGCCGGAGAGAUGGGCAUCGCGGUGUGUAACAUCCCGUCGGCGGCGGUGGAGGAGACAGCAGACUCCACUCUGUGCCACAUUCUCAACCUGUACCGGCGGAACACCUGGCUGUACCAGGCUCUCCGGGAGGGCACGCGGGUCCAGAGCGUGGAGCAGAUCAGAGAGGUGGCGUCCGGAGCCGCCAGGAUCCGGGGAGAAACGCUGGGCCUCAUCGGCUUCGGUCGUUCAGGGCAGGCGGUGGCGGUGCGGGCCAAGGUGUUUGGCUUCAACGUGAUCUUCUACGACCCGUACCUGCAGGACGGCCUUGAGCGUUCGCUGGGUGUUCAGCGUGUCUACACCCUGCAAGACCUGCUCUACCAGAGUGACUGUGUCUCCCUGCACUGCAACCUGAACGAACACAACCACCACCUCAUCAACGACUUCACCAUCAAACAGAUGCGUCAGGGUGCAUUCCUGGUGAACUCUGCGCGGGGAGGUCUGGUGGAUGAGAAGGCCUUGGCUCAGGCCCUGAAAGAGGGCAGGAUACGGGGGGCCGCCCUGGAUGUUCAUGAGUCAGAACCCUUCAGUUUUACCCAGGGUCCUCUGAAGGAUGCUCCUAACCUGAUCUGUACUCCUCACACGGCCUGGUACAGUGAACAGGCCUCGCUGGAGAUGAGAGAGGCAGCCGCCACAGAGAUACGCAGAGCCGUCACUGGCCGUAUCCCCGACAGUUUACGAAACUGUGUCAACAAGGAGUUCUUUGUUACCACGGCACCCUGGACAGUGGAACAGCAGCAGAUGCAGCAGCAGAUGCACCCUGAACUCAACGGUGCCGCGUACAGGUACCCCCCCGGUGUGGUGGGUGUGGCCUCGGGUGGGAUCCCUGGGCCGAUGGAAGGGAUGAUGCCUGGGGGGGUGCCCAUCGCCCACACCCUGCCCUCUGGUACCCACCCCUCCCAGGCCCCCUCCCCCAACCAACCCUCCAAACAAGGGGAGCCCAUGAGACAGCACAUGACCGAGCCAUAACUCUGCAUCCAGGGAGGAAGGACUUCAUAUAUACAAAACCGACCAACUGACCCACCCGCUCUUAGACCAGCAGACUGAUCGUUAGGGUUCACACAGAACACCGGAACAAGUGGGGACAGUGAAUAUAUUCACAACUGACACUCCAAAGUGGGGACUGUCAAAACUCAUGUUCCAAGGAUCUGAACUUUUCACUUCUCAUUUUCCUUUGUUUUAGUUUUUAUUCAGUUUAAGUGUUUACUCUUUUUUUUUUGAGAGUCUGUUGGAAGAUUCCUGUGUUCUGGGACAAGUUGUUACCGAGUGCCAGAGUUAAGGCUCGCCCAUCUUGACUGACCCACCAAUGGGAGAGCUUGGAAGGACAAUGACAUCAUCUGUUACUGCCCCAUUCUUCAUUUCAGUUCAGUCCACGUGUGUCUGUGUAUUUUUCUUCCACCUGUUCUGAGACCACCCUACAAGUGAAUAUCUGUCUUUCUGUUCUUCAAUGUGAAAAAAAAUUCAUGAUUAUAAAAUGACAUAUAUUUAUCAGACAGUAGAAAAAGACAAUUGGUGUUGCCAGUGGCAUCGGCAGUCUCAAUGGGGACCUCUAAACCCUUUCCUAGUCCAUCUCUCACCCUGUUGACUGCUGGCUCAUGAAUUUACAGACAGUAAUGUUGGACACAUCAGGGUUGCCAGAUCUCUUGAGCCUCAUGACCAGUACGAGACAAAAACAAUAAGCCCAAAUUGCCAUUCUGAAGAAUCAAAACAAAACUCAGUUUAAGUGAAUAUGGGACCUAAAACCCUUAUUUGAAUUUGUCCAUUGUGAACAUCUCUCAACCCCUGAGAACACCCAAAGUAUUGUAGAGAAGAUUGUGUUCUGGUAAAACUCCAAUUUAGUCAUUUAGUUCCUCUAAAGAGCUUCUUCAAAGAUCCAGGUUCUGACGCACAGGUGGGAAAGAGACCAGUGUGAUAAAGGUUAUGAUCGCAAUUUCAGACAAUGUGAAGUUUUAACUAUUGAUGAAUUGCCUUUCAUUCCGACUUUGGAUUCAGUAAUCACAUGUGGUCUGCCACUAAAAUAUUGAAAUAAGAAAUGGAUGCAACGGCAGUUCUAACUGUAAAAAGCACCUCUGCUUUUACCUGGACCUCUACAUUAUGGAUUUGGACAUUGUCACGGGUGUUUGUAAACUAGAUUGAUCUCUUAAAAUGUCCUGUUUUUUUUCUCACCAAAUGGACUUACAAAGUAGCACCAGGCAGAAAGGAAAGGGUUUGGAAAGUGAGGUUACCGACUCAGGAAUUUUUUUUGUUGCAGAUAUUAUCUUUUUCCCAAAUUCUGUCUGAAAGAAAAAAAAAGUCUGGAUGGUUCUGCGUAUUUCCACCUUUUCUUCAUUGUGGUAUUUUUAUAAAUCAAACCUGUCUUUUGGUGUUCAAGGUUUUUGCAGAGUCCUGUUAGAUUUGUAUUGACUAGUUAAAUGUUCUUAUAAUCAUAGUCUAAUGUGAACCACCCUUUCUUUCUUUUUGGUUUUCUGUUCUAAUGAAAGCCAGUGGGAGCUCUUAGAGGCAUCGUGCACUGCACUCUGUGAGCAAUAGCAACACCCCUCUAGUGCCCCAAAGUUAGCAAGACAGGGCUGCUAGCAGAUUGUUUGGUUUUUAGUGUGAGUAUUUGUAUUUGUUUCUUGUACAAGGUGAACAUAUAGCAUUCAGUGCAGUUCAAAUAAAAAAAUGCCGUUCGAUCAGGCUCUGUGAAA